CCUCUGUUUCUAGAACGCCUUUUUUUUUUUUUUUGAAGUCUGAAGGGAAUUUGCCGGAUGCUUCUCUCCUAUAUUACUGCAUAGGAGAGUGGUCUUUUCUCCUCCUAUAUAUAGAGAAAGAAAGCUGGAAACCUGCAAACACCAGUACCGCUAAAACAAAUAAAGAAACAUGGAAUCAAACGUUGUUCAGCUUGGAAGCUCUCUUAUUGUGCCAUGCGUCCAGGAAUUGGCCAAGGUAAACCCGGCAGCCAUCCCACCAAGAUAUAUCCGUCCUGAUCAAGACCAGCCCACGAUCAUUCCCAGCUGUGCUUCGGUUAAUGAGAUCCCGGUUGUUGAUAUGCGGAGGUUACUAGAUCAAGAAUCAAUGGACUCUGAACUGGCCAAGCUCCAUCUUGCUUGCAGAGACUGGGGUUUCUUUCAGUUGGUAAACCAUGAAGUGAGCGCUUCGUUGUUGGAGAAAGUAAAGACUGAUGUCCAGGACUUCUUUAACCUGCCAAUGGAAGAGAAGAAACUCUUUUGGCAGUUUCCAGGAGAAGUAGAGGGCUUCGGACAAGCAUUUGUCUUGUCCGAGGAGCAAAAGCUUGACUGGGGUGACCUUUUCUUCAUGAUCACCCAGCCAGUUCAUGUAAGGAAACCCCACUUGUUUCCAAAGCUUCCUCUUCCUUUCAGAGACACCGUGGAGGCAUUUUCAUUGGAAUUGAAAAACCUAGGCAUUACAAUCCUCGGAAAGAUGGCUAAAGCACUAAAGAUAGAGGCAGAGGAAGUAGAAGAGCUCUUUGGAAACGGGCUUCAGUCGAUGAGGAUGAAUUAUUACCCUCCAUGUCCUCAACCUGAUAAGGUUAUUGGCCUUACUCCUCAUUCUGAUGCUGUAGGUCUCACUAUACUCCUGCAAGUCAACGAAGUGGAAGGUCUCCAGGUAAAGAAGGAUGGGAAAUGGGUUCCUGUCAAACCCCUCCGAAAUGCCUUCAUUUUAAACGUUGGAGAUAUUCUGGAGAUCAUAACGAAUGGAACAUACCGUAGCAUUGAGCAUCGGGCAACAGUGAAUUCUGAGAAAGAAAGGCUCUCAAUUGCAACAUUUUUGUCUCCAAACUAUGAUGGCGUAAUUGGACCAGCAUCCGGUUUAGUCACUGAACAGACUCCAGCAAUGUUUAAGAGUAUAACAACUAAAGAGUAUCUCAACGGCCUCUUUGCUCGUGAGCUUCAUGAAAAAUCAUACCUUGAUGCUAUGAGAAUAUGAGUGGGGAUAAUUGAUAGCAGGGAAUUUGGGUGCAUGGUCUGGGAAUUGUCAAGAUAUUUUAGUAUUAAGCGACAUAUGAUAUUGCUUUAUUAAUGAAAGGGUGUCUUUAUCAGGUGA
Molecule: messenger RNA, 1354 nt
Organism: Populus euphratica (Euphrates poplar)
Lineage: Eukaryota; Viridiplantae; Streptophyta; Magnoliopsida; Malpighiales; Salicaceae
Product: protein SRG1
Exons: 4
Coding region: 170-1237 (355 amino acids)
Source: RefSeq, a predicted model, not a curated record